GUUUUUUUUUUGCUCGGGCAAUUCAGUUGGUAUUAUUUGACACGCCUUGUCGAGUGCUAUCACGAUUUUUACUCAAUUUCUGUGUGUUUCAUCGUGAAUUUGUGCUUUCAAUUAGUGAAAUUACGUUUAAUAAUUCUUUAUUUACUUACAAAACAUAUAAUUUACCAACCAACACCCAGAUCAUCGGAUAAAAACCAGCCAGCAUGGCGACUAUGACGGACACGUACGGUACAACCGGCACGCUGACGCUCAAGUGGGACCCUCGCAACCUGGAGAUCAGGACCAUGUCCGUGGAGCGCACGCUGGAGCCGCUGGUGCUGCAGGUCACCACGCUCGUCAACAACAAGGAUCGAGACGCGAAGAAGAAGCGCCCUGGUAAGUCGAAGCGUGCCAGUGCUCUCGUGGCGACCGUGGAGCGAGCGACGGAGAUCUUUAUCGAACGAGGUCAAACCAUCGCUUAUGAGAACCCUGAGAUCACGCAGCAGAUGCUGGCCGCCGUGGAGGAGGUCAGGAAGGCUGGCGCGGCGAUGUCGGUGGCGGCGCGCGAGUUCUCGGAGGAGCCGUGCGCGUCGCUGGCGCGCGGCGGCAUGGUGCGCGCGGCGCGGGCGCUGCUGUGCGCCGUGACGCGCCUGCUCAUCCUCGCCGACAUGGUGGACGUGCACCUGCUGCUCGGCAAGCUCAACACGGUUGAGAGUGACCUCGACAAGCUGAAGUCGGCGUCCUCGCAGUCGGAGGUGAUGGAGCUGGCGAGGCAGUUCGGAGUCUCCGCCAACGAACUCUCCGCAGCCGCGGGCAAGAGACAGAAGGAACUCAAGGAGCCCCGCAUGAAGGACGAGCUGGCGGCGGCCCGCGCUGUACUCAAGAAGCACUCCACCAUGCUGCUCACCGCCUCCAAGGUGUAUGUACGCCACCCGGAGCUGGCGGCGGCGAAGGCCAACCGCGACUAUGUACUGCGUGCCGUGUGCACCGCAGUCGACGCCAUCGCCGGCGUCGCCCGGGGACGCGCCGCGCCCAACAACGGCACCAACAGGCCCGUGGAAGGUCCUGGAGAACUGGCCCAAGCUCUGGACGACUUCGAUGAGCGCAUGGUGAUGGAGCCCCUCGCGUACUCGGAGCUGAGGACGCGGCCCUCGCUGGAGGAGCGCCUCGAGUCCAUCAUCUCCGGCGCCGCGCUCAUGGCCGACAGCUCCUGCACCAGGGACGAGCGGCGCGAGCGCAUCGUGGCGGAGUGCAACGCGGUGCGACAGGCGCUGCAGGACCUGCUGCACGAGUACAUGAGCAAUGCCGGCAAACCCGAGCAAUCGGCGGGACUGGAGCGCGCCAUCGAGAACAUGUGCCGCAAGACCAGGGACCUGAGGAGGCAGCUGCGCAAGGCUGUGGUGGACCACGUGUCUGACAGUUUCUUGGAGACGAACGUGCCGCUCCUGGUGCUCAUGGAGGCAGCCCGCAACGGCAACGAGAAGGAGGUCGAGGAGUAUGCGGCAGUGUUUACAGAACACGCGAACAAGCUUGUCGAGGUGGCGAACCUGGUGUGCUCCAUGUCGAACAACGAGGAUGGAGUGAAGAUGGUGCGUCACGCCGCAGAACAGAUUGAGGCGCUGUGUCCGCAGGUGAUCAACGCGGCGCGCGUGGUGGCGGCGCGGCCGCGCUCGCGCGUGGCGCAGGAGAACCUCGCGGCGUUCGGCCGCGCCUGGGAGGCCGCCGUGCGCCUGCUCACCGACGCCGUCGACGACAUCACCACCAUCGACGACUUCCUCGCCGUCAGCGAGAACCACAUCCUGGAGGACGUGAACAAGUGCGUGGUGGCGCUGCAGGAGGGCGACGCGGACUCGCUGGAGAGGACCGCCGGCGCCAUACGGGGACGCGCCAAGAGGGUCUGCUCGGUGGUGACCCAGGAGAUGGACAAUUACGAGCCGUGCAUCUACACGAAGCGAGUGCUGGAGGCGGUCACUGUGCUGCGCGAUCAGGUGAUGUCGAAGUUCGCGGUGCGCGUCGACGCGGCGGUGUCGGCGCUCGGCGGCGGCGCGGGCGCGGGGCUGGAUGAGAACGACUUCAUCGACGCCUCGCGGCUCGUGUACGAUGCUGUGAGGGAGAUCCGACGCGCUGUGCUCAUGAACAGGGACGAGGAGGAGCUGGACCCCGAAGAUGUGGAGCUGGACGAGCACUACACGCUGGAGACCAGAAGCAAAUCGAGCGCUCACACGGGUGAGCAUGGAGUGGACGAGUACCCGGAUAUCAGUGGUAUUACCAACGCUCGGGAAGCGAUGCGCAAGAUGACCGAAGAGGACAAACGCAAGAUUCUCCAGCAAGUGGAACUGUUCCGUCGCGAGAAAAUGACGUUCGACAACGAGGUGGCGAAGUGGGAUGACGCUGGCAACGAUAUCAUCAUGCUCGCCAAACACAUGUGCAUGAUCAUGUUGGAGAUGACUGACUUUACGCGUGGCAGGGGACCGCUGAAGACGACCAUGGAUGUCAUCAACGCCGCAAAGAAGAUCUCCGAGGCGGGCACCAAGCUCGACAAACUGACCAGAGAGAUUGCAGAACAGUGCCCAGAAUCGUCGACCAAGCAGGACCUCCUCGCAUACCUGCAGCGCAUCGCCCUCUACUGCCACCAGAUCCAGAUCACGAGCAAAGUGAAGGCGGACGUGCAGAACAUAUCCGGCGAGCUCAUUGUAAGCGGGCUCGACAGCGCCACAUCCCUCAUCCAAGCCGCAAAGAACUUGAUGAACGCUGUCGUCCUCACUGUGAAGGCUUCGUACGUCGCGUCCACUAAGUACACCAGGCAGGGAACUAUCGCUUCCCCGAUAGUGGUGUGGCGUAUGAAGGCGCCGGAGAAGAAGCCGCUCAUCAGACCGGAGAAGCCGGAGGAGGUCCGCGCGAAGGUCCGCCGCGGCAGUCAGAAGAAGCAGCCGAGCCCCAUACACGCGCUCGCAGAGUUCCAGAGUCCCGCUGAGAGCGUUUAGAGAUGGCGCUGCGAGUGACGUUAAAGCUCUAUUUAUUCUCUGUAAACGUUAGUAUUAUUAUAUAGAGGUUUAGAAACGUAGGAUUAUUAAAUUUCGGGAUAAAACAUCCCCCCAUAAGACUUAUAGGCGUUUGAAAAAAAAAUAUUAAUUAGAAAAAAAACUUUUUUACAUGAAUUGGCUUGAAUUUUUCGUGUAUUUUUAAUGAAUGUAAUGUUUUUUCGUAUUAUAAGAUAUAAAAAAAAAAUUUUUUUGGAAAAAAAUUGUUUUGAAAUUGGUAAUAACUUAUUAUUAUAUUAUUAUAUUUUUUAAUCGAAUUAUCUUAUAAUAUUUCAAGUAAAAACAUGCUUAUAACUCUACAUAACUUGCAUAUUAACUGAUAUUUUCUUUUUUUUAAAUUUUAAUAUUAUGCCUUAUAUUCGCCAAUUUCAAGAUCUUGUAUAAUGGCAUAUAACAUUAUGAAUUAAUUUUUUUGUAGUUUAGUAUAUAGCUCUUAACGUAUUGAUUCUGUCAGAUCAUUAUAAAAAACCAAUUAACGUAGUAUUAAGGAUCUUGUAUGACAAUUUGUAAGUUAACAACGAUGAAAAAAAAAUUCUCGGUUAAAGAAUAUUGGGUAAGUUGUGAUCGACAUAAUGCGAAGUUUAGGCAAUAUAAAAAUAAAGGCAAAAAAAAUUUUGUCACUUGAAAAAAAGAAUGACAUUUGUGAUUAUUUUGAGUGAAGAAAAAGCUUUAUCUAGAGCUUUUUUGUAUUUUUUUUUUCAUCAAGCAAUAUAGUUUUAUUACGUUUGGUAAACGAAAUGGCUCUUAAAUCAUUUUCGUUGUCUCCAUCGCUAUGGUAAACAAUAAAAAAAAAUACUAUGUCCUAGAAUCAGUUAUUUAACGAUAACCUCAAGUUCUUUGUCCGAGAUCAUAAUGUUAAGAGUAUUAUUAUUAUGUGUAUUUUUUUAACUUUUCCAUUUUAUAACCGACUCCAAUAAAAAAAAGAUCACAAAUAGCUGAACUAAUUAAAACUACAAAUCGUCUAUAUAUUUUUGUCUUCUCCUAAUUUUUUUCUUUGAAAAAAAACUGGUCUUUGAUAUCUCUUAAUUUGUUUUAAAUAACGAACAAAAACGUAUAGGUAGUUUGAAGUUUGAUUUUUUUUCAACUAUUUUUGUAGACUACACCCGCUGAAGGUAAUUCGAAGCAAGCUAUAUUUCACAUGCACUAAUAUACUAAGUCAUUUUGACACUGCGUUAGCAUAUUUAAACACAUACUUGUCUUCACCUUUGCUGACAUUGUGCCAAAAAUCAUCCAUUAAUAACGAAUAUUUUCACAAAAAAUUCCAGUUUUACUUUUCUGUAUUUUUUGAACAUUUUAUAGUUUAAUGCGAAUAUGGUGCGUGUGUGAGUGUAUUUCUGACUGAAAGUAUGAUGUUGUCGCUGCGACGAACUCUCUUAGAGUAGUAGUUGUGAAAUUGGAACGCGUUGAAUUAAAAUUACUUUAGAUAUUUUGUCCGAAACUUACACUUUUUAAUUCACAUCUACGGCUCAAGUAGCUUAUUGUAAAGUGUUAUUUCCAAGUAGAUAAGUAUGUGGUUUCAUUUAAUAACGCAAUGUCAAAAUGACCCUGUAUAUUAGCCACGCGGUGAACAAUACUAAUAUUGUACUCUCUUACAACAUAAAAUGUAAAAAAAUAUUAAACUAUUUUUUUUUAUUAAUUAAGAUAUAUAAUUGGCAGCUCAAUUAGUUGUCCAAAUAAAAAUUGUGAUUUUUCUAUGAUUUACAAAAAUACCCAAAGUAUAGAAAAAAAAAGAAAUUUCUCUGUUGGUGUAAUGUCAAUUUUGAAAAAAGCAAAAAAAAUUUUGUUUAAAGGUUGUUUAAGAAUGUAGAUUGAUUUGAUUUAUAAGUGACUUCUCUUUUUUUUAUUAAUUGAAUGAAAAAAUACCUCGGAAAAAUUUGAUCACAGGAAUUAUGAAAAAAAAAUUGUUUUUAUUGGAUCUAAAAAUUGUAAUGAAUUUGGGUGUUUUUGUAAAUUUAUAUAUUAUGAUGCGCGAAAGUCGAAAUUAUCCCACAAGGGGCGACGAUAGGCCCCAUUAAAACAUUGCUUUAAAAUAAAUUUAUUUUAUACUUUUAGAUUUAGUAUUUUAAUUUAGGUGCCCUGAUUCAGACUUAUACUGUGCUAGUUACAUGGUUUCAUUUAGUAACGCGAUGUCAAAAUGACCCUGUAUACAUGAACACUACCACACUCUUCACAGUUGAUACUAGCACUAAUUAUUGCAUAUAAAACGACUGAAUUAGGGCACGCUAUUUUAGUAUUAUUUAAUGUAUUUUUGACGUUUGCAUCUACAUUGGAAAUCAUAUUUAACAUCCAAGUGAAAAAGUCAAAUCAUCUCACUCUAGAACAGUGUUUCCCAACCUUUUUUAGGCCAUGCCCCACCUUAACAUUACUAAUAUUUUUAAGCCCCCCAUACAUAAUUUUUAACCUUUAAAAAUCGUUUUGAACCCUUCAGAAAUACAAAUGAUAAGUUUUAGGAAGAAAUCACUAUAAAACUGUUAUCAAAACAUCGUAAUGAAAAAUUCAAACCAUAUAAUGAAAAAUUGAAAAUUCUGUUUAAAUUGCCUUCCUUAACUAUCAAAUUGUCCCCCUGUGGGUGUGGGCCCCACGUUGGGAAAUACUGCUCUAGACGCUGGUGGUAGGUCUUUCAUAUGUGAGAGUCCGCCUGGGUAGGUACCACCGCAAUGACUAUUUCUGUCAAGCAGUGUGUAGUCACUGUUGUAGGUUUGAAGAACAUUGUAGCCAGUGUAACUACUGGAUAUAAUAAUUAACAUCUCACGUCUCAGACGAGCGCAGUGGAAUACCAAACACUUUGUAAUUCAAUGUGUUGGUGUUUCUACUGUUUAUGGAUCGUAUCGCUUAUCAGGCGAACGGCAUGAUCGUCUCCUCAUUCAAAGCAACAAAAAAUAUAUAUUUCGUUUAGGAUCGUAUAUUAACUACAGUUUUUAAAAUAUUUAAUUGCCCCAAAUGCACUAGUUGCGGUAGAAAAUUUGAUAUAAAGUUAAUAUAUACUCGUGUAUUAGUGCGAACGUCAAACUAAAAUAUUCAAUGCAUUGUGAUUAUUUAUUCAAAGGAAUUAGAUGUUUUACAAGUUUGUAUCGCCAGAUUCAAUAGAGCUUGCAAAUUAGGAAACCUUCAUUCCGUUCUAAAUAAUUAUAGUUCAGCUACAUUAAACCUGCACGCUUCUAAAGUCCUGAGCACAAAAUUCUCAAUAAAAAUGAACUUCUCUGAAAUUAUUUGAUCUACAAAGUGAUUUUGUAGUCGUUUUGGAACCAAAAUGUGGUUACUAAGAACAGUUUGUAGGACCACAACAAAAGUUAAUUAAUUGUAUUAUUUUUUUUUUUUUUUAAAUUAUUCAUAACAAAUAACUACAUACAGAGAUUACUUUAUGACAAAGAAAUAAAUGCAUCUUUAAAACUUUCAUGUAUAUUUUUGUGGCUUACUGUACUACGGAAACUCGUUUGAAAGUAAAAAGUUUGCAAGCUCUAUAGAAAAAUAUUUGUGUAAGUUUUAAUUUUUCUACAGUAUACGUACACUUAUUACAAUAAAGUAUGAUUACUAUUGAA
Manduca sexta (tobacco hornworm) is the source of this 6559-nucleotide messenger RNA. RefSeq names its product catenin alpha (gene alpha-Cat). The coding region runs from base 204 to 2963 and encodes 919 amino acids. Gene Ontology annotation, cellular component: catenin complex; adherens junction. The record is from RefSeq and is a predicted model, not a curated record. The transcript has 25 exons. Gene Ontology annotation, biological process: cell migration; cell-cell adhesion. Lineage: Eukaryota; Metazoa; Arthropoda; Insecta; Lepidoptera; Sphingidae. Gene Ontology annotation, molecular function: beta-catenin binding; actin filament binding; cadherin binding.